CUUAGCAACAGAGGGGACGCGGCUGCUCUAGAGGGAGGAACAGCUGCGGACUUGAAGUUGUGCUGAGGAGCUGACUAUGUCGAAGUUAAGUAAAAAGAAGGAGUUGGUGAGAAGCAACAACGUCCUGCCAACCAGCAUUGCCUCCAAAGACCUUUGGUAUCUUACUGGAUCAGCCUCUGUUCUAAGUCCUUCAACAGUUUCAGCUGAAGCAAAGAAGGGAAGAUUUCCUAUCUGGCCAGAAUGGAAUGAAAUGGACAUAAAUAUGGAAAAGUGGGAUGCAGGGAAAGGUGGAAAGGAAAAAGAUAAAACUGGAAGAAGUCCCAUUUUACAUGUCUUUGAAGACCCAGAAGGAAAGAUUGAAUUAUCACCUUCUUUAAAAGUGAGUUCUUGGAGACGACCACAAGAAUUUUUAAUCAAUAAGGUUCCUGUGAUAGUGAAGAAUGAAACUUGGUUUGACCUCUUUUCAGCCAAUGAACAUUUAAUGGACAGUGAGGUACGUGAAUAA
This is a messenger RNA of Sphaerodactylus townsendi, 505 nucleotides long. RefSeq names its product androglobin-like. Lineage: Eukaryota; Metazoa; Chordata; Lepidosauria; Squamata; Sphaerodactylidae. The transcript is spliced from 4 exons. The record is from RefSeq and is a predicted model, not a curated record. Bases 77 to 505 code for a protein of 142 amino acids.